GACCCCGAGUGAAGUGCUGGUAUUGGGAUCCAUCCGGAGGGGUUUUGACGAUUAGGCGUUAGCACAAGCAGUUGGACGACGCACGAACUCCUCCCAAGCUACUAACCUCCACCAGCUUCUUCUUCUCUGAAUCGAAUACAAAUUAAAUGUCGUCGAUAUAUGUAUCAGAGCCUCCCACGAAGGGUAAGGUUGUACUGCACACCAAUUACGGGCCGCUUGACAUCGAAUUAUGGCCAAAAGAGGCGCCGAAAGCCGUGAGAAAUUUCGUUCAGCUGUGCGUUGAUGGGUACUAUGAUGGCACCAUUUUCCAUCGGAUUAUUAAGUCUUUUAUGGUUCAAGGUGGUGAUCCCACUGGUACUGGCACAGGUGGUGAAAGUAUAUAUGGAGGUCCAUUUGGUGAUGAGUUCCAUUCACGUUUAAGAUUCAGCCACAGGGGUUUAGUUGCUUGCGGAGGCACAUCAAAUUCAAAUGGAAGUCAAUUUUUUAUAACCCUGGACCGUUGUGAUUGGCUUGACAAGAAGCACACUAUAUUUGGCAAGGUCACUGGUGAUUCAUUAUAUAAUUUAUUAAAUUUGGGUGAAAUUGAAACUGAUAAAGAUGACCGACCAGUGGAUUCUCCUCCAAAGAUUCUUUCCAUUGAGGUGUUGUGGAACCCAUUUGAUGAUGUUUUUCCAAGAGCUGCACCUGCAAAAUCUUUGACAUCAACUACCAUGGAAACUAGCAACAAGGACACAAAAAAGAAGGCAACAAAAAAGUUGAACUUGCUGUCAUUUGGAGAAGAAGCAGAAGAAGAAGAGAAAGAACUGGCAGCUGUGAAGACUAAGAUAAAAAGUAGUCAUGAUGUGUUGAAUGAUCCUCGUCUCUUGAAAGAAGAAAAUUCUAGAGAUAAACUGAAUCCAUCCGAAGAGAAAGCAAGAAGAGAUUUGCAAAUGAGUGUUAGAGGAGCUUUAAGCUCCAAGAAAGAAGAGUUACUGAAGGAAUCAGAUGCUGAUUCCGUUGACAAUAGUGAUGAUGAUGAGGCAAACUUUGAUGCACGAAUGCGUCAGCGGAUACUGAAGAAGAAGAAGGAGCUUGGGGAUAUACCAUCCAAGCAAAAAGUACACAAAGAGAGGUCGAUGCCUAGGAGCCAGGAAAAGUCUCCACCAAGAUCAAAAGCUGAAAGCCCUGAUGAUCGGCCCAAAGUGGAUAAGUUGUUUUUGAAGAAAAAAGGAAUUGGAUCAGAAGUAAGAGCUGAACGUACUGCCAAUGCAGAUGCAGACUUGCAGCUUUUGAACGAACAUGAAAGAGAAAGACAGUUACAGAAGCAGAAGAGGCGUAGACGUCAAGGACGUGAAGAAGAUGUGCUAGCCAAACUUGAAAAGUUCAAAUCAUCCAUGUUUACCCAACCUGCUGCUCCUAAUGGGGAAUCCAAGGGUAAAAGUGAUGAAGAUUUGUCUGACUGGACUAAUGUAAAGCUGAAGUUUGCACCUGAUAAGGAUAAUAUGUCUCGUAGGAAUGAUCCAAACGACUAUGUGGUGCAUGACCCUCUUUUAGAGAAAGGAAAAGAAAAAUUCAACAAGAUGCAAGCGAAGCAAAAGAAACGAGAACGAGAAUGGGCUGGUAAUUCUCUUACUUGAUCACAUUCUUGUCCGUGAGUUCUGAAUUUUUCGAGUUCACCCCAACUGUGCGAUAAUACGAUGGUGGUUACUGUUUUGUCGAGUCACAUGGGUUUGUAACUGUUGACCUGUUUAUCCUAGCGGCACAUGUAAAUCUUUCUUUUAGCAGACUUUUAGGGCUUGGGGUCCCUUAUUUUUGACCAUCCUUUGAGCUUAGUUUCAUAUGGAAGAACACACUGUUUACAUAUGCUAUGAGAGAAAAUUUGUUAUUAUCAAUGUUCACAAAGUUAUAAAAUUCGGUUCAUUAAGAUAAAA
Messenger RNA from Cynara cardunculus var. scolymus (artichoke), 1910 nucleotides. RefSeq names its product peptidyl-prolyl cis-trans isomerase CYP57. The record is from RefSeq and is a predicted model, not a curated record. Gene Ontology annotation, cellular component: catalytic step 2 spliceosome. Gene Ontology annotation, biological process: protein peptidyl-prolyl isomerization; protein folding. Lineage: Eukaryota; Viridiplantae; Streptophyta; Magnoliopsida; Asterales; Asteraceae. Gene Ontology annotation, molecular function: peptidyl-prolyl cis-trans isomerase activity. The transcript is spliced from 10 exons. Bases 147 to 1616 code for a protein of 489 amino acids.